Messenger RNA from Camelina sativa (false flax), 2082 nucleotides. RefSeq lists its product as uncharacterized. The record is from RefSeq and is a predicted model, not a curated record. Gene Ontology annotation, molecular function: zinc ion binding; nucleic acid binding. Lineage: Eukaryota; Viridiplantae; Streptophyta; Magnoliopsida; Brassicales; Brassicaceae.
AUGGGUAAUACCUAUAAAGACAUCGAAACAAGCAAGUCUUUGAAUGAUCAAACCUUGAUCUCUCCUUAUUUUCUUCAUGCCUCUGAUCAUACUGGUCAAGUCCAAACUCCAAUUCUUCUAAACGGCUCUAACUACGAACGAUGGGCAAAACUAAUGACCAACUCUCUUCACACCAAAAGAAAACUAGGGUUCAUUAACGGAACUCUCCUCCGAUCCACGACAGACCCAGACGAAGCAGAACGAUGGGAUAUGGUCAACUCAAUGAUCAUUGGUUGGAUCUAUAGCAGCAUCGAGCCCUAUCUUCGAUCAUCUAUUUCUGUUGUUUCUGAUGCAUCGGUCAUGUGGGCUGCUUUGAAAGGGCGGUUCUCUACAAGUGAUGACACACGAGUUCGUCAACUCCGUGCGGAGUUAGCCGCCUGCAGACAAGACGGCCGAACCGUUGAAGAAUACUUUGGCAAACUCAAAGUGUAUUGGGAUGAUCCGUCCGAUUUUGAAGCAGCUUUCACUUGUUGUUGUGGUAAUGAUCGCUGCUCCUCUAUGAUCAAACACCGUAAGAUUCAAGACAAGACGUUCAAUCAUCAGUUUCUUACGAGCCUCGACAACAACAGAUUUGGAACAGCUAGAUCCAACCUUCUUAGCCGCCUUUGUGAUCUCACUCUUGAGAGCGUGUAUUCUCAGAUAAAGCAAGAAGAGACCCAUCUCAACACUACUCGACGAACCAAAGAUAAAAGCAGCGUUAUUGGCUUCUCGGCAACAUCGGCUACAAUCACCAAACCAAAUACCUCUAUGACAUGUACUCAUUGUGGUCGCACAGGACACGAGAAACAACAAUGCUUCAAGGUUGUUGGUUAUCCAGAAUGUUCUGUGAUAUUUACGAAACGCUUUUGUGCGAUACAUGACCAAGCUUCGAGGAUUUUGAUUGUUGUGGGUGAGAAGAGCAAUGGGGUUUAUCACUUGACUGGUGUGGUUGUUCCUCAGGCUCAUCGUGUUGGUUGCAGUGAUGUUCGCGCCUUGUGGCACAUGCGGCUAGGUCAUCCGUCGUCAAAAGUGUUAUCUUUUCUUUCUGAUUUAGGAGGUUUUUCAUAUAAUGUUAGUGAUUUGGAGGAGCUUUGUGAUACUUGCCUUCGUGCAAAACAAACUCGUGUUUCUUUUCAAGAUAGUUCAAAUAAAGCGGAUGAUUUAUUUUCAAUGAUUCACUAUGAUGUUAAGGGUCCCUACCGUGAAAAAUCAACAACUGGAGCAUCUUAUUUCUUGACUAUUGUUGAUGAUUUCUCAAGAGCAGUUUGGACACAUUUACUUCUCGAAAAAUCACAGGUAGCGGAUGUUCUCAAGAACUUUCUCGCUUUUGUUCAUCGUCAAUUCAACAAACAAGUCAAGAUCGUUCGUUCUGAUAAUGUAACAGAAUUUCUUUGCCUUCGCAAAUUCUUUGAUUCUCAAGGAAUAAUUCAUCAGACAUCUUGUGUUGCUACUCCUCAACAAAAUGGCCGUGUUGAACGCAAACAUCGUCAUAUCCUGAAUGUGGUGAGGUCUUUGUUGCUUGAAGCCAAGCUUCCUGCACGGUUUUGGGGAGAAAGUAUCCUCGCAGCCACUCAUCUCAUCAACUGCACUCCCUCUGUUCUUCUUCUCGGUAAAUCACCUUUUGAAGUUCUCUUUCAGAAACCUCCUGCUUAUGAUGACUUGCGGACCUUCGGCUGUCUCUAUUAUGCUCACAAAGUUCGUCGCUCCAAUGAUAAAUUUAAAGAGAGAGGUGUUAGGUGUAUGUUUCUUGGCUAUCCCUUCGGCAAGAAAGGAUGGAUUGUCUUUGACUUUGAAAAUGAUAAAACGUUUGUUUCCCGUGAUGCCAUUUUUCAUGAGAAUGUCUUUCCCUUCCACUCCUUUGACUCUUCUAUGGCGGACUCUUUAACGGUUGUCUCUCCCUCUUCUGUUCAUCCUAGUUUCUUCGAUGACAUUGAUUCACCCUCUUUGACAGGGGGAGCAUCACUGCUCCUCCCACUCCGGCAUCUUCUAGUAACCCUCCAGAUACGUCUCCACCAACACCAAAGACUGAUCCGUCUUCGCCCACAUGACCAGAUCCUCAAGUAA